Messenger RNA from Grosmannia clavigera kw1407, 1392 nucleotides. Its product is annotated as transcription factor tfiie complex alpha. Gene Ontology annotation, biological process: transcription open complex formation at RNA polymerase II promoter; transcription initiation at RNA polymerase II promoter. The coding region runs from base 1 to 1392 and encodes 463 amino acids. NCBI's taxonomy places the organism in Eukaryota, Fungi, Ascomycota, Sordariomycetes, Ophiostomatales, Ophiostomataceae. The record is from RefSeq and is a predicted model, not a curated record. The transcript is spliced from 3 exons. Gene Ontology annotation, cellular component: transcription factor TFIIE complex.
AUGGAUCUCGCAAAAACGCUCGUGCGGUCCGUGGCCCGGGCAUUUUACGAGACGAAGCACAUCUUGAUCAUUGAUGCCCUGGUCAUCCACUCGGCUGUGCCAGACGACGAUCUGGCCUAUCUGAUCAGCAUGAAUAUCAAGGACCUGCGCAAGAUGUGCCAGAAGCUACGAGAGGAUCGCCUCUUGGUCUCACAUUCACGGUCCGAACUUCGAGAAGGCCAGCAGAGGCCCAACAACCGAACGUACUACUACAUCGACUACCGUCAGACAAUCGAUGCCAUUAAGUGGCGUGUCUACAAAAUCGACAAAGACCUACAGGGGCCAGUUGUGCCGCCUAGCGAGAAGAAGGAAUACUUUUGUGACCGCUGCAAGGCGGAAUGGACCCAGAUGGAGGUGCUUGACAGCUCUAGUACUUCAGGGUUUCUGUGCCACCGCUGCGGCUCUGUCCUUCGCCAUGGCGAUGGCGGCCGGGCGGGUGGCCAUGAGCGCAGCACGCGCAUGAACAACCAGUUCAAGUUUAUCACCGAGCUGCUGCCCAAGAUCGACAGCGUCGUCAUCCCCGAUAACAACUUCGAGGUAGCCUUCAACAAUAAGCGGCCGGUCCUUCGUGACGCGACGCACCAGAUAGCUGCCAGCAUCGGCGUCGACGCUAUGAACAGGCCCACCGCAGUCAAGGGUCUUGCCAACACGGGUCCCAGCACCCUGUCUGUCUCUAUACAGGCCGGCAGCGGCCCCACGGAGGAGGAGAAGGCAGCCGAGCGCGAGCGCCGCGAGCGUGUCGCUGCGCAGAACGCGCUUCCUAGCUGGAUGUCUAACAGCACGGUCACUGGUGAAGCUUUCAAGACGGACCUAGCACCUGGCAAGGGGCCAGGCAGCGGUGCCGAUGCCGACACCAAAGACCCGACCAUCAAAGCCACAAACGACACCAACGCCGAGGCCGAUAUCGACGACUACUUCUCGCGCCUCAAGAGACAAGCGGCCGAGGAAGCACGGAAGAAGAUGGCGGGAGCUGGCCAGGACGACGAGGACGAGGAUGAGGAAGACGAGGAUGAUGCCGAGUUUGAGGACGUGGUACAGACCGCCGGCAGCACUCCUGUGGCAAGCGGCACUCCAGGCAGCUCGAAUGCCAUCGGACUGGCACCGCCAACCUCGGUACCACCCCCACGGUUAGGGUCUAUACCCAAGGCGCCGUCUCCGUUGCGGCAGUCGUACUCGCAGUCCAACCUGAAGCGCGAAGCGGUGUCAGAGCCGCCAAGCCCGUCUGAGGCCGGGCGGCUGGCAAAGAAGGUCAAGGUGGAGGACGAAAUCGGAGAAGUACCUGUUUCGGCGGUAAAAGCCCAAGCAGAGGAUAGCGACGAAGACGAGGACGACAUCGAGUUUGAGGACGUAUAG